CCGCCUCACCCCUCCCCUUCCCUGCGCAUGCGCACUAUCCAUCGCCCAAGAAGCAGACAUGGCGACGUCCCUGAUCUGCGGACGUUUGACGGCUCGCCUGAGGACUUCAGGCCGCACAAGCGCGAUUAGCUCCGCUUCCAAGGUUCUAGCAGGUUCCUGGGGCCUGACUGGAGGCCAUGUGUGCCAGCUGCAGCAGCAGAGGAGCCUCUCCUUGCACGAGUACAUGAGCAUCGGCCUGCUGAAGGAGGCGGGCAUCGCCGUGCCCGAGGGUAUGGUGGCCGGCUCCCCGGACCAGGCCUACGCCGCGGCCAAGCAGAUCGGUUCCAAGGACCUGGUGGUCAAAGCUCAGGUCCUGGCGGGCGGCAGAGGCAAGGGCACCUUUGAGGGCGGACUUAAGGGAGGAGUCAAGAUCGUCUACUCGCCCGAGGAGGCGCGAGACAUUUCCUCCCAGAUGAUCGGCCGCAAGCUGUACACCAAGCAGACGGGGGAGGCGGGCCGCAUCUGCAACCAGGUGUUCAUCUGCGAGCGCAGGUAUCCUCGCAGGGAGUACUACUUCGCCAUCACCAUGGAGAGGUCAUUUCAGGGCCCCGUGUUGAUCGGCAGCUCGCAGGGGGGUGUCAACAUCGAAGAUGUGGCGGCAGAAAACCCAGACGCCAUCGUGAAGGAGCCCAUCGACAUUGUGGAAGGCAUCAAGAUGGAGCAGGCGCUCAAGGUUGCACAGAAGAUGGGGUUCCCUGUGGCGCUGCAGAAGGAGGCGGCAGAGAACAUGGUCAAACUCUACCAGGUCUUCAUCAAGUACGACGCCUCCAUGUUGGAGAUCAACCCCAUGGUGGAGGACUCCUCUGGUCUUGUCAUGUGCAUGGACGCCAAGAUCAACUUUGACUCCAACGCAGCCUACCGCCAGAAGAAGGUCUUUGACCUGCAGGACUGGACUCAGGAGGACCCUCGAGACAGGCAGGCGGCCUUGGCAGACCUGAACUACAUCGGACUGGAUGGAACCAUCGGCUGUCUGGUCAAUGGUGCGGGUCUGGCCAUGGCCACCAUGGACAUCAUCAAGCUGCACGGCGGCACACCUGCCAACUUCCUGGAUGUAGGAGGCGGAGCUACAGCCCAUCAGGUGACGGAGGCCUUCAAGCUGAUCACCUCAGACAGGAAGGUCCAGGCCAUCCUGGUCAACAUCUUUGGAGGCAUCAUGAGGUGUGACGUCAUCGCCCAGGGCAUCAUCAUGGCCGUGCGAGACCUGGACCUCAAGAUCCCCAUCGUCGUGCGUCUUCAAGGAACACGAGUGGACGACGCCAAAGCUCUCAUUGCUGCCAGUCCCUUGAAAAUACUCGCCUGCGACGACCUGGAUGAAGCUGCCAGAAUGGUCGUCAGACUUUCAGAAAUCGUCUCACUGGCUAAAGAGGCUCAAGUGGACAUCACCUUCCAACUUCCUAUUUGAGCUUCCUUGCCUCUAACACUCCCCCAGAAGCUAGCCCCUCCUCCUUCCCACACACACACACACACACACACACACACACACACACACACACACACACACACACACACACACACACACACACACACACACGCACACUCACGCUCACACUCAGCAGAUGUAUGUUUAACACACACGCACAGGCACGCGCACACACACACUCACUUCCACACAUGUCAGCACAAUGCAUUAUUCAGCAGGACUGUAAUGAACUUCUUUCCUGAACAACCGAAGAUCCCUGAAGGCUCAAGAAGGUCUAAGAACACUAAAUGACCUCCUGCCUUCUCUUUGUGUGUGUGUGUGUGUGUGUGUGUGUGUGUGUGUGUGUGUGUGUGUGUGUGUGUGUGUGUGUGUGUGUGUGUGUGUGUGUGUGUGUGUGUGUGUGUGUGUGUGUGUGUGUGUGUGGAGGCCAUGUCUACUGACUCUUCUAGUAGUAGUAGUGACUCUGACUGACGUGUGUGUGUGUGUGUGUGUGUGUGUGUGUGUGUGUGCGUGUGUGCGUGCGUGCGUGCGUGCGUGUGGAGGCCAUGUCUACUGACUCUUCUAGUAGUAGUAGUGACUCUGACUGACGUGUGUGUGUGUGUGUGUGUGUGUGUGUGUGUGUGUGUGUGUGUGUGUGUGUGUGUGUGUGAAUAAGACAGUCUUGGUGUGUACGUGUGGAGCCAGCAUCAUGUGACCCUUACAUCGUAAUUCUUCUUCUAUUGGGGGUGGGGAUUUCUCUUAGUUGAUGCAAGGCCCCUCCCACACUCCAUCCCUGCCACGCCCCCUUUCUCCCUGUGACAUGACACAUUGUGACCUGAUGAUGUAAAUAAACAAAGUCAAUAUUUAUGUCAUGUCAGAACAAUAAAGAGAGGACUUAAAACUGAUCAAUGUCUUCUUUUUUGCCUGUGCAUCGGUUGGGAACAUCUCUGCGCUGCUGACCCGUCUCUGCUCGAGAUGGUCUCCUGCUGGCCCCACUGUGGACUGGACUCUCACUGUUGUGUUGGAUCUACUAUGGACUGGACUUUCACAAUAUUAUGUCAGACCAACUCGACAUCCAUUGCAUCCGGUCUCCCCUAGAGCGGAUGCGGUCCUCUCCAAGGUUUCUCGUAGUCAUUCACAUCGACAUCCCAUUGGGGUUGUGAGUUUUUCCUUGCCCUUAUGUGGGCUCUGUACCGCAGAUGUCGUUGUGGCUUGUGCAGCCCUUUGAAACACUUGUGAUUUAGGACUAUAUAAAUAAACAUUGAUUGAUUGAUAGAUUUUUACAACUUCAGCAGUUACACACACUUAUAUACAUUAUACACACUUAUAUACAAUACACACACUUAUAUACAUUAUACACACUGUGGAUAAUGCAUAUGUUUGAGUUAUUUCUUUAUUCAUAAUCAUGUUUGAAUCAGCUCAUAUUUUUCCAUGUAUACUCUGUAUACCAGUUUCUCUUUGUCUUCAGAUUGCCUGUUUAGACAGGGUCGUAAACCAUCAGGAAUGUGAACACAAC
Messenger RNA from Entelurus aequoreus (snake pipefish), 2954 nucleotides. It is a transcript of the gene sucla2, whose product is annotated as succinate-CoA ligase ADP-forming subunit beta. Gene Ontology annotation, cellular component: succinate-CoA ligase complex; mitochondrion. Gene Ontology annotation, molecular function: succinate-CoA ligase (ADP-forming) activity; ATP binding. Lineage: Eukaryota; Metazoa; Chordata; Actinopteri; Syngnathiformes; Syngnathidae. The coding region runs from base 59 to 1441 and encodes 460 amino acids. The record is from RefSeq and is a predicted model, not a curated record. Gene Ontology annotation, biological process: tricarboxylic acid cycle; succinyl-CoA metabolic process. The transcript is spliced from 11 exons.